Molecule: messenger RNA, 393 nt
Organism: Microthlaspi erraticum
Lineage: Eukaryota; Viridiplantae; Streptophyta; Magnoliopsida; Brassicales; Brassicaceae
Source: the annotation of a GenBank genome assembly
AUGGGACGAAAUUGUGUUGGACCAAUCGUGCGUCAACACUACCUGCUAGGAGAGAGUGAGGCCGUGGAUAAGCAUUCUUAUUGGAUGAUCUUAUCCAGAAAUGGACGAAUCAAAUGGAGAUACACAGCAGCUUCUAAGACGGGCCAAUCAUGUAGCAACAUCCAGCUACUGAAUGAAGACGAAGCAAGCCUAAACCAAUUGGGCAACGACACCAGCUGCUAUGGAGGAGAGAGAGGCGUGGAUAAACUCCAAGAAUACCUAAUGCUAUCAGGGAGAGACACCCAGCUGCUCAUGAAAGACAAGGAUUGUCCAAACCAAUCAGACGGAGACACAGAAGUGCUCAAUGGAGACGAAAUGGACUUGGACGAAUCAGGAUGCAACACCAACCACUGA